Messenger RNA from Hippoglossus stenolepis (Pacific halibut), 1533 nucleotides. Its product is annotated as distal membrane-arm assembly complex protein 1-like. NCBI's taxonomy places the organism in Eukaryota, Metazoa, Chordata, Actinopteri, Pleuronectiformes, Pleuronectidae. The transcript is spliced from 2 exons. The coding region runs from base 1 to 294 and encodes 97 amino acids. The record is from RefSeq and is a predicted model, not a curated record.
AUGUCAACAGCACCGGAGGAACCGACAGGACGAGCCGCCGCCCCCGCGUCUCAGCCCGGCUCGAAGUUCAGGAGCUGCUGGAGCUGCCGGCUCGUCUCCGGAGGUGGUUUGAUCCUGGCCAGAGCUUAUGUGUUCAUGGAGGCCCGGAACGUGAUGCGACGAUGCGGAACCACCUCCAUGGGCACCGUGGCGCAGAUCACCUUCGCUGCAAGUUUGGCUGCGUGGGGCAUCGUCAUCAUCGCUGACCCGGUUGGAAAAGCGCAAAGAAAGGACGUGGGGACUCCGAGUACAUAAAUACAAGUAUUUACCAACAGAGACUGAAAAGAUGAUCAUGUGACACCGAGACAAAUAAGACACUGCUUCUGGAAAUGUGCAGAUAAGUGUGACGAGCUGGCUUUUGUUCCAAGGGCAUCCAGCAGGUUUGGAGUUUAUCAGCUGCCUAAAUUAAAAUGGGAAGAUUUCAUGUAUUCGACUAAAAUGUUUUGAAAGUGUUUGUCGUCAUUGAAAUAUUUUGCACAUGACUAAUGAAAGUGUGGCAGCUGUGCACCAGUAAUGGUUUGACGUGGAUGCACAUUCCACAUCCUGCACUUUGGUUUAACGUCACUGAUGCGCCCGCUGUCCACUGUAUCUGCAGACGAGGAAAUGAAUGACUCAGAUUCAGAGACAUACUGAGGACUAUUGGACAGAGCCCCACAGUUCUGACAGGCCAAGCAGCCACUCAGGAGCCUUAAUAGUUCACUGAAAAGGGACAGAGAGGGAAAUAAAGGCAGAUUGUUUUUUAGGUAAACCUCUUCAAUAAUAAUAAUAAUUUCUGUGUAUCAUGUUUGUUUUCAUCAAGUUGGAAAUAAUGUACUAAAAUAUAGAAGGUAUAAACACAAUGCAUUUCUCUCAGACAGGAUCAAUGCAUGGUCAGUAACAUGGCCAGUGUCUUUUUAAAAUUUAAAGCAAUGUCAUUUUUCUUUUUAAAUGCUGAUACUUCCUCGAAUGGUUUUAAGCCUCGUCAGUUUUUCCUUGUACAAUCACCAGACGAGCGAGGACACAUGUUUCUGGCACCAUUGUCUAAAGGAAAAAAAACAAACGGACAAUCUUAUGGGACCAGGAGAUCAAUGAACUGUUUUCUCUCGUGUGCUUCUGAGUUUUAAUUCUUGUCUGAGCUGUUGCGGCAGCUGGCGAAGACUCUUCCUUCCGCACGUUGCUGCGUCACUGAUGUCGAACCACUUCUUGAUUCCGGGGAGAGGAAGUCGCUAUUGAAUCCUAUGAAAAAUAUGAAUUUAAUCCUCAAGGAGGUGAUUCUGACAGCAGGUGGAUGUAAGACCCGUUCACUGUAUGAUUGGUUCAGGAUUGAUGGUGCAAAUGAGCGACCCGAGGAACUUUUAACCUGCUAUGCUGUAAACUACUUAAUGUCUGUGUACUGUACUGGAGAAAGUGGCUGACACUGUGCAUAAUGUGUGUGUGUAUAAGAGAUUGUGUGUGUGUUUGAGACAGAAAUGAAUAAAGACUGCCAUGAAACUUUCAUGCAGAGGAUGAACACUA